AUUUGUGUAUUAGAAACAGAGCGCGAUUUGUAUGUUAACAUUCCGCUAUUAGUUUAGUUUAUUAAAUUAUUUAAUUAGAACAAUUUUUUUCAAGAAUCAAAUGUUGAAUUCAGUUAUUCGCACUAUAUCAAUCCGUGCAAAUCGCAGCAUUUGCUUCCCAAAUAAGCUUUUCAAUCAAAAUUCCCUGCGUUACCUAACGAAAUUAAACCCAACAACAUCAACAAUGGGCAAGGACUCAUGGAUUGUUUGGAUGGACCUUGAAAUGAGUGGACUAGACGUAAGCCGCGAUAAAAUUUUAGAACUUUCUUGCAUAAUAACCGAUAAAGACCUUAAUAUAGUUGCCGAAGGUCCCAACAUUGAGGUCUAUCAGCCAGACGAAGUACUAGAAAACAUGAACGAUUGGUGCAUGAAGCACCAUGCCGAGACCAAGCUCAUUGAAAAGUGCAAAAAAUCGAAUAUAACAGAAGAUAUGGCCCAGGACAUGAUAGUCAAAUUUCUGGAAUCCAACAUACCGAAAGGAAAGUGUCCAUUGGCUGGUAAUUCUGUAUAUAUGGAUAGAUUGUUCAUAAAUCGAUACAUGCCCAAGAUCGAUAACUACCUUCAUUAUAGAAUAAUUGAUGUAUCGACUGUUAAAGAAUUGUGCAGACGAUGGAAUCCAAGUGUUGCUGCUGGCGCACCAAAAAAGAAAUUAGUGCAUCGCAGUGAGGAUGAUAUUAGAGAAAGUAUUAUCGAAAUGAAAUAUUACAAAAAAUUUCUAUUUAAAGUUUAAUAAAUGGAUGUAUAUGUAUUAAGUUCAAUUCCAUCACUGAUUCAUUAAGAAUUAUAGCAUAUUUUACUUGUAUCGUGAUACUCAUUUGUCAAAAUAUACAACAAAAAAGAAGAAAAAAGAAACGUUUUAUUGU
Eupeodes corollae is the source of this 902-nucleotide messenger RNA. Its product is annotated as probable oligoribonuclease. Gene Ontology annotation, cellular component: mitochondrion. NCBI's taxonomy places the organism in Eukaryota, Metazoa, Arthropoda, Insecta, Diptera, Syrphidae. Bases 101 to 769 code for a protein of 222 amino acids. The transcript has a single exon. Gene Ontology annotation, molecular function: 3'-5'-RNA exonuclease activity; nucleic acid binding. The record is from RefSeq and is a predicted model, not a curated record.